CUCAGCAGGAACUGGCUUGGUCUCAACCAACUCCUUUUUGCUCCCAAAGCCUUUUUCCUCUGACCCGGCUGAGACUGUUGAUCUAAGAGGAGACCCCUCAGAUUCAGCGAGAACUCCCGCCUGUCCUCAGAGGCCGGAUGCUAAGCAGCCACAGCUGCUCUGAAGCCCCUCCAUGAAUCCCCGGAAGAAGGUGGAUUUGAAGCUCAUCAUCGUGGGAGCCCUGGGUGUAGGAAAGACCUCCCUCCUCCACCAAUAUGUGCACAAGACCUUUUUUGAGGAUUAUCAGACCACGCUAGGGGCCAGUAUCCUCUCCAAGAUUAUCAUACUGAAUGACACAACUUUGAAGCUACAGAUCUGGGACACGGGUGGACAGGAGCGAUUCCGCUCCAUGGUGUCCACAUUCUACAAAGGCUCCGAUGGCUGCAUCCUGGCUUUUGAUGUCACUGACCUGGAGUCCUUUGAAGCUCUGAAUACCUGGCGGGGUGAUGUUUUGGCCAAAAUCAUUCCAAUGGAGCAGUCCUACCCCAUGGUGGCGCUGGGGAACAAGAUCGAUCUGGCAGACCGACAGGUGCCACAGGAGCUAGCCCAGGACUGGUGUAAAGAGAAGAACAUUCCCUACUUUGAAGUCAGUGCCAAGAAUGACAUCAACGUGGUACAAGCCUUCGAGAUGCUGGCCAGCCGAGCUCUGUCCAGGUAUCGGAACACGGAGAAUUACCUCACAGACUCCAUCAAGCUCUCGCCCGAGGACCAGACCACGAGAAGAUGCUGCUGACCUCCCAGCCUCCCUCUCUGGACACCAGAGACUCGGCGUGCCCUGGCCUGGUCAUCCCGGCCUCCAACAGCUGCAACGCCCGCCCUGUCCGGCCCAGGCGCUGUGGCAGAGCCCUGGGCCCUGUGUCUGUGCUGGGCCCAGAGUCAGAAGGCGGCCCCUCCCUCGGGCUGAGCUGAGAGAAGUGAGCGCAGGGCUGGAUCCUGGGAGUCCUGAUGCGACUCAGUGUCACCGUGAAAUCCUGGCCUGGAGGAGGCACCAUUUCCUCGCUGGCUCAGCUUUCCUGCCC
Messenger RNA from Eptesicus fuscus (big brown bat), 1058 nucleotides. It is a transcript of the gene RAB7B, whose product is annotated as RAB7B, member RAS oncogene family. NCBI's taxonomy places the organism in Eukaryota, Metazoa, Chordata, Mammalia, Chiroptera, Vespertilionidae. Gene Ontology annotation, molecular function: GTP binding; GTPase activity. Gene Ontology annotation, cellular component: late endosome; lysosome; phagocytic vesicle. Gene Ontology annotation, biological process: endosome to lysosome transport; phagosome-lysosome fusion. The transcript is spliced from 6 exons. The record is from RefSeq and is a predicted model, not a curated record. The coding region runs from base 173 to 772 and encodes 199 amino acids.